AUGUCUCUCCCACAAAACACCGGCGUAUCCAACGCCGCAGUGCCGCCUCAGUCCUCAAGGUUCGAUCCCACCUUUACACAGCACUGCCUCGACACUAUGGGCCCAAACACCACACCUCGCAAUCGACAAGUCCUGGGCGCGCUCAUACGCCACAUCCACGACUUCUCUCGUGAGGUCGAACUGACCAUUGACGAGUGGAUGGCCGGCGUCAAGUUCGUCAACGAGCUAGGCCGUAUCUACGCCGAAUCGAAUAAGACUCGAAAUGAAACCCACCGUAUAUGCGACAUCCUUGGUCUUGAAUCGGUCGUGGAUGAAAUCGCCCACAAGAUUGUAUCCGACACAGGCACCGACCCCACAUCGUCCGCCAUUCUCGGACCCUUCUGGUCACCCAAUGCCCCGUUCCGUGAGAACGGAGGUUCUAUCAUCCAGAACCCGAACCCCACUGGUCGCGUGUGUCUCAUGCAUGGCGUUAUCAGCGACCUGGUCACCGGCAAGCCCAUCCCCAACGCUGUUUUUGACAUCUGGCAGGCCUCGUCCAAUGGCAAGUACGACUUCCAGGACCCCGAGAACCAAUCCCCCAACAACCUUCGCGGCAAAUUCCGCGCCGACGAGAACGGCAAAUACUGGUUCUACUGUUACCACCCUACGGCGUACUCGCUACCCCAGGAUGGACCCUCGUGGCAACUUCUACAGAUGAUGGAUCGCCACCCUAUGCGUCCCGCCCACAUUCAUAUCAUGGUCACUCAUGCCGACUACAAGGGCUGCACAACACAGCUGUACCCUAAGGAUGACCCUUGGCUGGAGACUGACACCGUUUUUGCCGUCAAAGACGACCUGAUUGUCGACUUUAAACCCCUCCAGGGUGACAACAAGGCUGAGCUGGAGCUCGAGUACAACGUCAUCCUGGCCCCCAAGGACUACAAGGGUAAGGUGUUCUAA
Messenger RNA from Xylaria bambusicola, 939 nucleotides. RefSeq names its product chlorocatechol 1,2-dioxygenase. Gene Ontology annotation, biological process: catechol-containing compound metabolic process. The record is from RefSeq and is a predicted model, not a curated record. Gene Ontology annotation, molecular function: catechol 1,2-dioxygenase activity; ferric iron binding. The transcript is spliced from 3 exons. The coding region runs from base 1 to 939 and encodes 312 amino acids. NCBI's taxonomy places the organism in Eukaryota, Fungi, Ascomycota, Sordariomycetes, Xylariales, Xylariaceae.